AUGUUUUUUUUUUUUCUCUUUCGUUGUCGCUUUCUCCUUUUCGUUUUCUUUUCGACCAAUUCAUUCUCCUUAGUCCUCAUCGCUACACUUUUUCUUUCUCUUUUUCUUUUCCACCUUUUCAUUUUUCCUUCUUUUUCUUUUGAUCCCACUCUUGCUCACUCUCACUCAUUUUCCUCAUCCUUUUUCUUUUCCGUCUUCUUACCUCCUCCUCCUCCUCCCCCUCCUCCUCCUCCUCCUCCUCCUCCUCCUCCUCCUCUUAUUUGCGCUCUCUUUUCUUCUCUAUUCCUUUUUUUUUUCCUGCUUCUUUUCAGCAUUCAUAUCUUUCUUUUAUUCUCUCUCAUCCUCUUUACUCUCAUUUUUCCACCCCUCUUCUCUUCUUUACCCUCUUUCCCCUUUUCUUUUUCUUUUCUAGCCCUCCAUCAAUUUCCCCUCUCCCUUUCCCUCGUUUGCCCCCACUCUCUCUCUCACUCUGUCUAUAUAGUCCUCUCAUUUUCUCUCUCCUGUUUCCCUACUCCUCUUCUCUAUCUUUAUCCCUCUCUCUGUCUAUAUCGUCCGCUUUCCAAUUUUCCUAUUAUUUCACACUCCUCCCUCCUCUAUACUCUCUCUAUGGUUUUCUUCUUUUUCUCUUCCCUUUCUGAUUCAUUUUCCUCCUUCCUUCACUAUACUUUAGCUCCUCCUCUCUCUCUCUCUCUCUGUCACUCGCCCUCCUUCAUUCUUUCUCUUUUUUCAUUCUUUUUUUUUUUCUCUCUCAUUCUUUCUCUUUUCUUCUUUCUUCUUUCAUUCUUCUUCGUUAUUUACGACCUCGUUCACAUUUAUCUUUUUCCUUUCUUUUACUUCUUCAUUAUUUCAGUGCAGUUUAACUCCUUCUUCUCCUCAACAUAUUCUUUAUCAGAUGGCUCCUUUCAAAUCCGACCCGCCCCAACGACCACAUAG
Acanthosepion pharaonis is the source of this 933-nucleotide messenger RNA. Lineage: Eukaryota; Metazoa; Mollusca; Cephalopoda; Sepiida; Sepiidae. The record is from the annotation of a GenBank genome assembly.